Molecule: messenger RNA, 874 nt
Organism: Magnolia sinica
Lineage: Eukaryota; Viridiplantae; Streptophyta; Magnoliopsida; Magnoliales; Magnoliaceae
Exons: 2
Coding region: 26-634 (202 amino acids)
Source: RefSeq, a predicted model, not a curated record
GGACGACAUCCUCAUCGACGGACUAAUGGAGCUAGUCGUUUCCAGAAGAAGAAGUGGUGCUGGCUUCAAAAUAGAAUCAUUUACAGGAAUCGCAGAAAAUAUGUUGUUGAAGUUAGGCCUCAAGGUCACUAACGCGAACGUAAAGAAUCGCAUCCGUACAGUAAAAAAAAUUUUCUUCACUGUCAAAGAUCUGCGGAGUGCAUCUGGUUUUGGGUGGGACCCAGACCUACUAAUCGUCGUGGCAUCAGAUGAAGUGUGGAUGGACUAUAUUAAGUCUCAUCCAGAUGCUGCUCAGUUCCGUGGCAAACCCAUGCCCAGAUAUGAUGAUCUCGACUUCAUUUUCGGAAAUGACAGGGCUACCAGUAAAUCAUGUGCCACUGGCAACUUCCCUCCCUGUGCAACCACUCCUCGACGGAGAGAUACAGAUGCGUCAUCCAACCACACUGUUGAUCUGAAUGAUGAUAUUAACAUAAUAUCUUCUGAAGAUCUUGGCGAUGAUGCACCGCAUAUCCAUUGGUCUGACAAUAGCCCUGGAGGCAACAACAUUCCUCAUCCGAGUCCGACACAGCAUGCGAAUGCAUCCGGCAACACGAAUUCCACAGUUAAUUCUAAAAAGAGACCGAGGGGGGAGUGACCUGUUGACAUGAUUGGCACUGGUAUGGUUGAUAUUGGGGGUGCCAUGAAGUCAAUUGCUAUUUCAAUCGAUAAGGGUAAGAACUUUGGUCGGAUGUCACAAAUUAUACCGGCUUUGGAGGAGUUAGAGGGACUUACGAAUGAUGAGGUCUUAUGGGCGACAAAGUUGCUAUCGAAAGAAGAAGCGUAUGGGGCCUCCUUCCUUAACUUUGCCAAAGAGAAGAGAAUAUCAUUCAUAAGG